Messenger RNA from Danio rerio (zebrafish), 757 nucleotides. It is a transcript of the gene gamt, whose product is annotated as guanidinoacetate N-methyltransferase. Gene Ontology annotation, molecular function: guanidinoacetate N-methyltransferase activity. Gene Ontology annotation, biological process: creatine biosynthetic process; S-adenosylmethionine metabolic process. Lineage: Eukaryota; Metazoa; Chordata; Actinopteri; Cypriniformes; Danionidae. The record is from RefSeq and is marked provisional.
UGCACAUCUGCAAUCUACAUUCAGCAGUCCACCAUGAGCGCCGCUCAGCCGAUCUUCUCAAAGGGCGAAAACUGCAAACAAGUGUGGCACGACGCGAACGCAGACUACAAUGCGGCCGACACACACCUGGAGAUCAUGGGGAAACCCGUCAUGGAGCGCUGGGAAACUCCGUACAUGCACUCUCUUGCAACAGUCGCGGCGUCUAAAGGUGGAAGGGUGCUGGAGAUCGGCUUUGGGAUGGCCAUAGCAGCUACUAAAGUGGAGUCCUUCCCCAUCGAGGAGCACUGGAUCAUUGAGUGUAAUGACGGCGUAUUCCAGAGGCUACAGGAAUGGGCCAAGAGUCAGCCACAUAAAGUUGUCCCGCUGAAAGGCCUGUGGGAAGAGGUCGCCCCAACCCUACCUGACAAUCACUUUGACGGCAUUCUCUAUGACACAUACCCUUUGUCAGAGGAGACCUGGCACACACAUCAGUUCAACUUUAUCAAGGCUCACGCUCACAGAAUGCUGAAGCCUGGCGGCGUGCUCACAUACUGUAACCUCACGUCCUGGGGAGAGCUGCUCAAAAACAAAUACGACAACAUAGACAAAAUGUUCCAAGAGACACAAGUUCCUCACCUGCUGGAAGCUGGGUUCAAGAAAGAGAAGAUCAGCACCACAUUGAUGGACAUCAGUCCUCCCAGCGAAUGCAAAUACUAUUCCUUCAAUAAGAUGAUCACACCAACUAUUAUUAAAGAAUAAAUACUUUAAUAAAACUGUA